Messenger RNA from Lineus longissimus, 3026 nucleotides. RefSeq lists its product as uncharacterized. Gene Ontology annotation, molecular function: RNA polymerase I core promoter sequence-specific DNA binding. The coding region runs from base 96 to 2801 and encodes 901 amino acids. Lineage: Eukaryota; Metazoa; Nemertea; Pilidiophora; Heteronemertea; Lineidae. Gene Ontology annotation, biological process: nucleolar large rRNA transcription by RNA polymerase I; RNA polymerase I preinitiation complex assembly. The transcript has 14 exons. The record is from RefSeq and is a predicted model, not a curated record. Gene Ontology annotation, cellular component: RNA polymerase transcription factor SL1 complex; RNA polymerase I core factor complex.
ACGUGCUUUUUCUUGUUGACAUUUCCCAUAUUUCAUGAUUUCACAGGAUUUAUUAUAUUUUUCAUGUUUUUACUUCUCCAAAUCUAAAUCUGAAAAUGCCAGCUUGUGAAGUGUGUGGAGAAGAAGAUUACGAAUGCUACGAUGGCUGCUACUAUUGUGUGCACUGUCACACACAAAGUCAAAAAAUCCAUGAAUUGGAUCAAGAAGAAGACUUUCUUGAAGGGGCAUUUAGUCAGGGCUUGAGUAUAAGGAUGCCAAAGAAAACAACGGAGGAUAGCGAAUUGAACUUGAAGAAAAAGAGAAAGCAAGUUGAUGGAGGUAGACCAUGGACAAGUGAUGAAGGCUUUCAGCUGAUAUUGAGAGAGCAGGUUAAAAGCCUCAUAAAGAUGGGAGCAGAUCCUGUUUUGAAGGAUGUUGUUUUCAAGUUUUGGACACUUUACCUUUCUCGGCUUGGUAUGGCUUUCUCAGAUCAGGAACGCUCUCGAGCUUUGUUCACAAAGACAUAUCCCUUGACCAGAGAUAUCUACGUUCCGACUGCUGAAAACCCAACUGUACCCGAGGUUCGCUGGCUUAAGACCAGUUUGAAGAGAGGAUCAAUUCAGAAGAAAGAUAAACACGUGGACAAAAUGGUGAUGGAGGCGCUGUUAGGUUCAGAAGAAUUUUACGAGGGUGACAACCCUUUAGACAAAGGGGAAGAUGAGGAUGCCGACAGGUUCAUUGGAAUCUGCGAAGAGAACUAUGAGGAGGGAUAUCUAAUAUCCUCAGAACGGAUAUCGGAGUUUGAGGAUUCGUGCAGUCUUUUGGAUACGGCAUCAGAAAGUAGUUCCAAUUCUGAUGUAGGUGUUCGGUGUGAAAUCUUACUGGACGAUUCUGAUGGAGGUAAAGUUGGAAACAUUGGUGGAGGUGCUGAUGAGAAAUGUUCUUUUUCAAGCAGUUCUCGAAGUGAACAGAGUGAAAUAUCACUUGAUGCGUCGGACGAAGGUGAAAUUGGAAAUGUUGGUGGUGGUGAUGGUAAAAGAGGGUCGACUGCAAGGGGAACUAGUAAAAAUGUUGCAGUCUCUAUAAGGACUCGAAAUCAAGCAAGUAAAAGCUUUGUAGCAGCUAGCAGCGAAAGUGUGCCAGUUACUAAAAGAACCAGUGGUCGAGUUAGCAAAGGUACUGUCAGUACUAAAAGCACAAGUGGUGCAGAAAGGGAAAGGAAAGAAAAUGAAGUCUUCGAAGGUACUGAUGCUGCUCACAGUGAAGAAAACAUUGUAGAAACAGAGGACUGGGACAAAAUUACUGGAAAGUGUGACCCUGAAGAUGAUAAUGGACUGUCAGAUAAUGAUCAUGAUGAAAACAAGUUGAGAAGAGGAAAAAGGAAAGUGAAGAGGAGAAUGAAAUUGCUUGCCCCCAGCAAAAAGAAAAUAGGUGGAACAAUAGCAAGAACUCCUUGGAGGCUCCAUAUGGCUUCAACUCUUGCCUUCUGCUAUAUUGGCCUGACCUUCACCAAUGGCAAUGUGGUCAUCUCUGAUAUUAUGCGAUGGGUGAGGAAUGGAGCUCUACCUUAUCACAACAUCAUGGAUAUAUUCCCCGAUGAUAUGAAGCUCAGCUCCAGGGAUACUUUUACAUUCUGUGGCAUGGUGCAAGGUGCAGUUGUACCUCCUCACCAGAGACUCAGUCGAGCUGUUGGAGAUCUUUGCCGAAUGCUUGGAAUCACUCUACCCCGUCUGAGUUUAGAGAGGCUUAUUGGACGUUAUAUCAUUGAUAUGGAUUUACCAGGCCAGCUGAAUGCACUUGCCAUGCAGUUGUUGAAGAAUUCUCCAGUACCAGACGAGGCCCACGUCGUUGGCGUCCAUGGCAUAUUUCCCUACGAGGCGAUGGCAAUGGCUUACAUAGUGAUCACUCUCAAGAUGGUGAUUGGUCUUGAUGAUAAGACUGAGAGGGUGAUGUCUUCCUACAGUAAGAAGAUAAAAGACUUGUUGGGGAGAAAAGCACCUGACUGUCCUAAUGUAUUCGUCUGGGAAGACUGGGUAAUGAACAUGGAGGAGAAGAUGAGCUCUCACAGAAGUCGCGAGAUGCCGACCAACUUUGGGGACCUAAAGGGAAUACGGGACCUAGAUGCCUGCCUUGAUCACUUCAAUCUCAAUAACCCAGCCAAAUUGGGAAAGUUUCACAAUAAACUAACUCCAAAAGACCCAGAGGCCGCAGAAGCAUUGAAAAAACCACUCUUGACUCUUGUGGAUAACCUCAACGAGAUGAGGAUCUCUGCCAGACAGUCUGAAUCAAGCACAGGGAUGGACCCCAUGGAUUUACUGUUGGGAACCCCAGAGAAAGCCGACACAUGGAAAACUACAUAUGAUGCGUCACAGCCCAAAACUACUCAGUUGUUUUUUGAUUGCACUAUUCAUCACAUCACAAAUCCAAGGACAUUCUUGGUGGAUAUCCAAGGUGGUCAUGAAGAAUCUAAUAUUGAGGACAAGGAUUUGUUGCUUUGGAAAAAAAGGCGAUGCUUGUCCUCGGAUGCUGAUAAGCCAGAAGAAAACAUUGAGGCAGAGAAUGCUUUGGAAGAUCUCGUAGUAAAUCUAAGUCCAGCCCACAAGAGAUAUGUGUUGUACGAGCCAGGGAAAAUAACAACUGCUAACCGCCAUAUUUCUUACCUCUGGCUCUUAAAUGUCUGCACUGUCUUCACAGAGAGCACGAUCCAGGACAUUGAUGACUGUGUCAAUAGAAUUCAGUAUUCUCUGCCAAAUUUUCAAAUCCAGAAUAUGACUAAAUCUUAUCAUGUUGCAUCAUGUCAAAAAGGUUUGAGACCUCAGUAAUGGCUGAACUCUCUGUGCCUCCUGUGUGUUUGCUAUUGUAAGAAGUACGGGUUGGACAAUAAGUAUUGAUACUGCUGAAAAUUUGAUGAUAAAAAUAUGUCCUAGUAUAGAACCAGUUUGUUAGUCGGUUAUAUUGCAGAAGUGGUCCUUAUCCAGCUUUUGGCCUAAAUGAAAAAGAAUUAAUCUGUGAUCAGUCUGGUUAUUUCUUUCAGAUCUCAAAAUACA